Messenger RNA from Lentinula edodes (shiitake mushroom), 507 nucleotides. RefSeq lists its product as uncharacterized. Gene Ontology annotation, biological process: mycotoxin biosynthetic process. NCBI's taxonomy places the organism in Eukaryota, Fungi, Basidiomycota, Agaricomycetes, Agaricales, Omphalotaceae. The record is from RefSeq and is a predicted model, not a curated record. The coding region runs from base 1 to 507 and encodes 168 amino acids. The transcript is spliced from 2 exons.
AUGUUUCUCCAGCUACUGCAAGUGCCAAGUGUAGCCGAUAGUGGAAAAUAUCUGGACCAAUAUAGCUUUAUUGAUGAUGAUUUUCCAGAAUAUUACCCCUUGGUACUCAAAAAAGUGAUGUUCACUCCGGAAAAUACAGUUCACUAUCAGGUUUAUUCAAACAAUUCCACUCCGGAGUGGCAAUCUAUUUUCCCAAGCGGAGGAGGAUUUCUCCAAUUAGGGAAUGAUGGACAAAGAGUCAUGGGGCUCUCAAUGUUCCACCAACUCCACUGCUUGGCACGCAUUCGCAUUGCAAUGAAAACAAAUCACCAAACUCCCCAUGUGCAUCAUUGCUUCAACUAUAUCAGACAGAUGAUAUUAUGUGAUGCAAACCCAGCAAUUGAGCCAGUUAUUCCCAUUUUGGGAAUGAAGAGUGUGAAUGCAGAGGUUCCCCAUAUCUGUAAUGACUGGUCUCAAGUGUAUCAUAUGGCUACAAACAACUAUGAAAGUAGUACAGGGAUUCAAUAA